This is a messenger RNA of Quercus robur (English oak), 810 nucleotides long. RefSeq lists its product as uncharacterized. The coding region runs from base 1 to 810 and encodes 269 amino acids. Lineage: Eukaryota; Viridiplantae; Streptophyta; Magnoliopsida; Fagales; Fagaceae. The record is from RefSeq and is a predicted model, not a curated record. Gene Ontology annotation, molecular function: zinc ion binding; nucleic acid binding. The transcript has a single exon.
AUGUCUCAGCAAGAUGAGUUGGUGGAAGCACUCAAUGCUGAAACCAACAAGAUAAGAGUCUCGGGUAAAUCAUUGAAGUUGAAAGCAAGUGAAAAAGCGGUGGAAGAAUUAUAUAAUACUGGGCUAGUGGGUAAGCUAUUGGCAAAUAGGAGUAUCAACAAAAAUAGAGUGAAAGCUAUCACCUUAAAGGCAUGGAGAACAUCAAGAGGGGUCCAGAUAGUGGAUCUUAGAGAAAAUAUAUUCCUAUUUAAAUUUGCUUGUGAAGGUGACAAAAGAAGAAUUAUGGAACUAGGGCCAUGGAAUAUUGAGGGCUUCCCUCUCAUUUUAAAGCAAUGGAAUCAAAACAUGGUGGUGGAAGAUCUAGACUUCUCAAGCCUACCGAUUUGGAUUCAGGUACAUAAUCUAUCCAUUGAAUACAUGUCUAAAGAAAAUGCAGUGGGGAUUGGGUCACUGGUAGGAGAAGUGGUAGAUGUUGAUUUCACAGGAGAUGGAGAAGUUUGUAUGUGCAAAUUCCUAAGAGUCAAAGUGGAAGUUAAGGUUGAUGACCUUCUCAGGAGUGGGUUUUAUCUUGACAGAAGCCCUCAUCCGGACCUGUGGAUUCAAUUUAAAUAUGAGAGAGUGGCUGAAUUUUGCUAUAAAUGUGGUAGGUUGGGGCAUUUAAAGGCUAGAUGCUUGAAAGUUAGUCACAUAUAUGCCCAAAUUCCAUCAAAAGAGCCAUAUGGAUUCGGGCACUGGAUGAAGGCAGAGUCUACAGGGAGAAAAACAUCAAGGUGGGUUGAAUUCAUGGCUGAAGAAAGUAGUGCAAAGUAG